AUGAAGACGCUUUCACUCCUGCUCCUGCUCCACACGCAGCUCUCCCAGGCCUUCCCGGUCCUUUCUAAUUCCCUAGAAGAGAAAAAUAGAGACAUUAUUGAGAAAUACCUGCAGAACUUCUACCACCUACCAAGAAACGACUACCGAUCCGAAAGGAAUAAAGGCAGUAGUAUCCUUGUUGAGAAGCUGAAGGAAAUGCAGCAAUUCUUCAGGCUGAACGUGACAGGGAAGCCCAACAAGGAAACGCUGCAGAUGAUGGCAAAGCCUCGCUGUGGCGUGCCCGACGGUGAUGGCUUCAUGCUGACGCCAGGGAACCCCAAGUGGGAGCACAGCAACCUGACCUACAGGAUUAUUAACUACACCCCACAACUGUCAGAGAGGGACGUGGAAACAGCGAUUGAGAAAGCCUUACAAGUCUGGAGCAGGGUAACAUCCCUAACCUUCACAAGGCUCCCUCAAGGAGAACCAGACAUCAAGAUUGCCUUUGUCCCAAGAGAUCAUGGUGACAACUCUCCAUUUGAUGGACCCAAUGGACUCCUUGCUCAUGCAUUCCAACCUGGCCAAGGCAUUGGUGGAGAUGUUCAUUUUGAUGCAGAAGAAAUAUGGACCACAACGUCCAAAAACUACAACCUGUUUCUCGUCGCUGCCCAUGAGUUAGGCCAUUCCCUGGGACUCUCCCAUUCCUCGGACCCUGGUGCCCUGAUGUACCCCAACUACGCUUUCACUGAGCCCAGCUCCUACGUGCUCCCCCAAGAUGACAUCAAUGGCAUCCAGGCCAUUUAUGGCCCUUCAAACGGUGGUCUGCAGCCCACUGGGCCCACCACACCGGUGGCAUGUGACCCCAGGCUCUCCUUCGAUGCCAUCGCCACACUUCGUGGAGAAAUCAUUUUCUUUAAGGACAAGUACUUCUGGAGGCGGCACCCUCAGCUACGUCACGUCGAGCUCAAUUUCAUUUCUCUCUUCUGGACGUCCCUACCACAUGGCAUCCAGGCAGCCUACGAGGAUCCUGACCGCGACCUUGUGUUCCUAUUCAAAGGCAACCAGUACUGGGCUCUGAGUGGCUAUGAUAUUCAGGAAGGUUUUCCCAAGUAUAUCUCAGACUACGGCUUCCCAAGCAGUGUCCGAGCUAUUGAUGCAGCUGUUUCCUACGGGAGGAAAACAUACUUCUUUGUACAUAACCAACUCUGGAGCUACGAUAACCAAAACCAACGUAUGGAUCCAGAUUAUCCCAAGAGCAUAACAAGUACCUUUCCAGGAAUAGGAAGUAAAGUUGAUGCUGUUUUUCAACAGAACAACUUCUUCCUUUUCUUCAGUGGACCAAGAUACUAUGCAUUUGAUCUGUCUACUCAUCGAGUUACUAGAGUCGACAGAAGCAACCGGUGGCUUAAUUGUAGAUAA
This is a messenger RNA of Sorex fumeus (smoky shrew), 1398 nucleotides long. It is a transcript of the gene MMP8, whose product is annotated as matrix metallopeptidase 8. Bases 1 to 1398 code for a protein of 465 amino acids. NCBI's taxonomy places the organism in Eukaryota, Metazoa, Chordata, Mammalia, Eulipotyphla, Soricidae. The record is from RefSeq and is a predicted model, not a curated record. Gene Ontology annotation, biological process: collagen catabolic process; extracellular matrix organization; proteolysis. The transcript has 10 exons. Gene Ontology annotation, cellular component: extracellular matrix. Gene Ontology annotation, molecular function: zinc ion binding; metalloendopeptidase activity.